Scomber japonicus (chub mackerel) is the source of this 2193-nucleotide messenger RNA. It is a transcript of the gene itpkca, whose product is annotated as inositol-trisphosphate 3-kinase Ca. Gene Ontology annotation, cellular component: nucleus; cytoplasm. The transcript has 7 exons. NCBI's taxonomy places the organism in Eukaryota, Metazoa, Chordata, Actinopteri, Scombriformes, Scombridae. Bases 78 to 1019 code for a protein of 313 amino acids. Gene Ontology annotation, molecular function: inositol tetrakisphosphate kinase activity; inositol-1,4,5-trisphosphate 3-kinase activity. The record is from RefSeq and is a predicted model, not a curated record. Gene Ontology annotation, biological process: inositol phosphate biosynthetic process.
GGGCGAUAGCGAAUCGGUUCGAAAAGGUCUCAUCGUUUUUAUUGAAAAGUUCAGGUUGAUGGCUCAUUUAUGAUCCCAUGUGGAGGACUCGGUGCAGGUCUCCAAUCAUGUUUUACGAGAACUCCGCAUGGAAGAAACACAAAAGUUGCGGGACUUCAUCUCUUCUUCCUAUGACCCCCAAGAACCCUCAGCAGUGGCUUCAGGUGGUCGGACAUGCAGGAAGCUUUCAUGUUGGGGAUUAUGGUACGCUGCUGAAGAGGUUUUGUGAAGGGGAGCAACAGUGUUACCUGAAGCUAAUGGAGGACACUUUGAGACCCUUUGUCCCAGCCUACUAUGGUGUAGUGCAGCGGGAUGAGCAGGAUUACAACAUGAUGGAUAACUUGCUGACCCAUUUUAACACACCCGCCAUCAUGGACUGCAAGAUGGGCAGCCGCACAUACCAGGAGGAGGAGCUACUGAUGGCCCAAGAGCGGCCCCAGCCUCGUAAGGACAUGUAUGAGAAGAUGGUGACCGUGGACCCAGAGGCUCCAACAGAUCAGGAACGAGCCCAACAGGCAGUGCUAAAAACCAGGUACAUGCAGUGGAGGGAGACCCUGAGCUCCACAGCAACUCUGGGUUUCCGUAUCGAAGGAUUCAGGAAAGCUAACGAAGAAUGUCACACAAACUUCAAAAGGACCAAAAGCAGAGAACAAGUGAUGGAAGCCCUCGGCAACUUUGUCGAGUCCAAUACCCACAUUGUGUGGGGCUAUCUGAGACGGUUAAAACAGUUGCGGCAGGCAUUAGAGACGUCCAACUUCUUCAAGACACAUGAGGUUGUAGGUAGUUCUUUACUGUUUGUGCACGACUGGAACGGACGAACAGGCAUCUGGAUGAUUGACUUUGGAAAGACAGUGGCUUUGCCGGCACCCCUCACCUUGGACCACCGCACUCCCUGGGUGGAGGGCAAUCGAGAAGAUGGCUACCUGUGGGGUCUGGACAACCUCAUUGAUAUACUGGCCAACAUGCUGCCACUGACCUGAAGAUAACGUGAAAAAGAUGUGUGGAAAUGUACUCUCAAUCCUUCUUUCACUUCUUGUUGUGAUUGCAGAUGGAUUGGUUUCUGAAAUGGUUGUUGUCUGAAUUGAGGAAAUGAACUUUAGGGAAAUAUGGUAAUGAGGGUGUAAAAUGGAAGAUGUGGUUGAUUACAAUAACAAGAAACAUUGCAAAAAAUAACUGAAAGCUGUAAUUUGCGCUAUUACGCAAAGAAAUACUUUCCAGAACAGACUUUUUUAAAUCAGGCCCAAGUCUCUGUUUAAAUGAAAUCAGUAAUUUAUGAGAUCCUUGAACAACCUGAGCCUUUCCAGUAAAUCCAGUGUGACCGCUGAUUAGAGCAAUACUCAGCUGCACUGCACUGACACUGAGCCAAGCACAGUCUCAGUUUCCAGCUUCACCAGGAGACAUCCGGCUCUACUGUGUUGAGAUGUCUCAUUAUUUCAGGACACGUAGCACUUGCAAUUAUGAGGCAAAAAUAUGGACGCCUCCUCUGACUUGAGAUGAUCAGUAGUUAAAAUAUCACAGUGUCAUUAAAAUGGUGCUAAAACUACAAUGCCAAAAAGUGCACUGCUAUUUCAUUAUUUCAUUGCUAUUUCACCAUCACUUAAUGUUUAAAUGCAUCAUUUGCAUAAAUAUGAUUUUGGCUUGUGGCUUAUUACACAUUGACACAUUCACAUUAGAUUGUUAAAAAAAACAUUCCCCUUUGAAUACUUUGGUGAUAGGAUCCUGCUGUUAAGAAAUUUUAACUUCAUAGUUUAGACUAGUUUUAGUCCCACAAUAUUAGACCUUUGCAUAUACUAUAGUGAUUUAUGGGGUUGAUGGUUUAAUUUUAUUACAUUUUAUAUUAUUUUCAGGCUUGUCUUUGUACUUUUAAUUAACUUUUAUGAGGAAUGAACAGCUGUUAAAUGUUUUUGUCUCAUCUAAAAGUACAACUUAAGACAGAAAGGUAGCAACAGUGGUUAAACAUUAUAUUAUGCAUUGUUACUAUGAUCGGUAAUAUUGCAAGACAAUAUUUCUACAUUAAUCAAUUUAAUUACCAUUGAUUAGAAUUUAUGCUUUUAUAUGCUGUCAACAAAAUGACUAUAAUGAAUUUAUGAUUAGAUUGUUAUCUGUGUCACAUUGACUCUCCUCAUUUAUUCUCUCUGUUGGUGACAUCUUAAC